AUGACUGAGCGCCAGAAUUCUCAAGGACAAUAUGAGAGAAUUCACGUGGAACGGAAACUGUAUGGAUGCCCUCAGGGUGAUGACCACAUCAGUCAGACAUCACGGGGUCAUGGUGAUUCCCAGGAAUGUAAAGAAGAUCCCUGUAGAUACACUGACUGUGGGAAGCACUUGGCAGUGAAGCCAACAGUCCAUAAUGUAGUCCCUGUGGUACCCCAACCUGUCGAAUGUAAUCACUAUGAGGAGAACAGUCUUGUAGAUGGGACCAGUGUGGAAAAGGACUUCAGUCAGAGCUCAGAUCUUACUGUUCAUUAUAAAACUCAUUCAGAGGACAAAGCUUAUGAAUAUCAAAAGUGGGCUGAGGGCUGCAAGCAGAGUGCAGACCCUCCCAGAUACCAGAAGGGCCCCUCGGGAGACAAACCCUAUAAAUGUCCCGAAUGCGGCAAGGUGUUCAGGCGCAACUCCUCUCUUCUCAACCAUCACCGAGUCCACACGGGGGAGAUGCCCUACAGAUGUGAUGUGUGUGGGAAGGGGUUCGGAUUUAGGUCCCUUCUUUGUAUUCAUCAGGGAGUGCACACAGGGGAAAAGCCCUACAAAUGUGAGGAGUGUGGGAAGGGCUUUGAUCAGAGCUCCAAUCUUCUUGUCCACCAGAGGGUCCACACUGGCGAGAAGCCCUACAAAUGCAGUGAGUGUGGCAAAUGCUUCAGUUCAAGCUCUGUUCUUCAAGUCCACCGGAGGCUGCACACGGGGGGGAAGCCUUACCGGUGUGGCGAGUGUGGAAAGGGCUUCAGCCAAAGCACACACCUUCACAUUCACCAGAGAGUCCACACAGGGGAGAAGCCCUACACAUGCAGCGUGUGCAGAAAGGCUUUUGCCUACAGUUUAGUUCUUCACACUCAUCAGAGAGUUCACACAGGAGAAAAGCCUUAUACAUGUGACGUGUGCGGUAAGGGCUUCAGUUACAGCUCAUAUUUUCACUUACAUCAAAGAGAUCAUACCAGAGAGAAACCGUAUAGAUGUGAUGAGUGUGGUAAGGGCUUCAGUCGGAAUUCAGAUCUUCAAGUGCAUCUCAGAGUCCACACAGGAGAGAGGCCCUAUAAGUGUAAGGAAUGUGGUAAGGGCUUCAGUCGUAACUCAUACCUUCUUGCUCACCAGAGACUGCAUACGGAUGAGAUACACUGUGUGUAUCGUGAGGAUGGCCAGGGCUUUCGUUACAGCUUGGACCUUCUUACUCAUCAAAGACUGCACAAGAGGACGGAAACAUUCUCAACGUAGUUAGUCAGGGUUCAAUCAGGAAACCAAGAAAGUCCAUGCACUGAAGGUGAUAGAGGCUCACUCGGCCAUUGGGAGCGCUGGGGCAGCAAAGGGCAAGGACACUGUCACCCAUGAUGUCGUUCUGAGGCACGGAAGCAGGGGUUCACAAGAGCAUUCCAGAGAACUACUCUGGAUCUCAACAAUGUCUGCAAGACUCCCAUCAACUGUCGCACGCUGCAGUGGCAAAGUAAGUGAUAACUGACAGACGGACGGUUUGUGGCAAUGACAAUAAUUAGAGAUCAGAUUUCCACGAGUGGAUAUGCCCAGGAAGGAAAUUACAAUUGAGAUGAGUACACUGCGGCUUUCAGGCCAGCCAAAAUCUGUAGAUUUUUUUAAAGAGUGUACCUGCUAGAAAGAUACUCAAAAUGAGUGCUCAGAAAUGAAACCCAUGUUAUUGUUAUUCGUGUGGUGAGAAUAUUAGUCCAUAUUCUCAGGUUUCCAAACCCAUAAGGUUUUCUACACAGAGAGGGGCUCUCUAGAAGUGAUAUUUUAUGGGCAUGGCUGUGUGUUCACCUUGCUGGCUCCAUUUCUUGGUCACGUAAAGAGACUUCAUUUCCCAGAAACCCUUGCAGUUGAGAGCUCGUCCAUGUGAUACAGUUCCAAGCAACAGAGUACGAGCAAAAGUGAUGUAAGCUACUUCCAGGCCUGACCCUUACAGACAUCUUGUGAUGUCCUCCAGGCAUCUUUCCUAGAAAUGUUUCCUAGAGGCUGUUCCAGGCUGGAUUGGUGGAAGGUGGCUAUCUGAUCUGUG
Neofelis nebulosa (Clouded leopard) is the source of this 2062-nucleotide messenger RNA. RefSeq names its product zinc finger protein 285 (gene ZNF285). The transcript has 2 exons. Gene Ontology annotation, biological process: regulation of transcription by RNA polymerase II. Bases 1 to 1272 code for a protein of 423 amino acids. Lineage: Eukaryota; Metazoa; Chordata; Mammalia; Carnivora; Felidae. The record is from RefSeq and is a predicted model, not a curated record. Gene Ontology annotation, molecular function: DNA-binding transcription factor activity; RNA polymerase II cis-regulatory region sequence-specific DNA binding.